AUUCGCCAAAGACUGUGGACACACACUAGGCUACAACUGGAUAGUCGGAGAUCGCAAAACUACGCCCAUUUCAUGCAUUUAUUUCAAUGGACUUAUUCACAGGACUUUUACCAGAGACUAUGAAAGGCUGUUGACGACUAACUCUGCCAUUGGCUGAAAGGGAACCCAGUAGAGCAGCCUGAGCACAUAGGUUGUGUGUGCAGGGAAAGAACCAACAAUGGCCGCCAAUAGAAUCAGGGCGACCAACAACAUUGCACUGCCACGCUGCAAGUCAGAGGGGACACUCAUUGAUCUCAGUGAUGGAGUCUCUGAAUCUAACUGCCUCACAGAUGUCAAAGUGCCUUCUCCCAGUGCCUUAAGACUGGACGCCACUGCCUCCUUUGGCACUGCCAGGGAAGUCGUUGCCAUUAAGGAUUACUGUCCCUCCAGCCUU
Salmo salar (Atlantic salmon) is the source of this 433-nucleotide messenger RNA. RefSeq names its product SH3 domain-binding protein 4 (gene sh3b4). NCBI's taxonomy places the organism in Eukaryota, Metazoa, Chordata, Actinopteri, Salmoniformes, Salmonidae. The record is from RefSeq and is marked provisional.